Girardinichthys multiradiatus is the source of this 4406-nucleotide messenger RNA. RefSeq names its product RAB4B, member RAS oncogene family (gene rab4b). Gene Ontology annotation, cellular component: endosome. Gene Ontology annotation, molecular function: GTPase activity; GTP binding. The transcript is spliced from 8 exons. Gene Ontology annotation, biological process: Rab protein signal transduction; regulation of endocytosis. The coding region runs from base 157 to 798 and encodes 213 amino acids. The record is from RefSeq and is a predicted model, not a curated record. Lineage: Eukaryota; Metazoa; Chordata; Actinopteri; Cyprinodontiformes; Goodeidae.
UUAUGGUUGGGUCGGAACAGCGGAAGCUAGGGAGGGAUCAAGGAAACCUUCAGCAACGUAGAUAAACACUCCGAAGACGUGUGAACCAAGCAGUCACACAACCGUAACGACACCAAAGAGAACCGUAAAAGGAUCCUUGACACAGCGAGGGUCAACAUGUCUGAGACAUACGACUUCCUGUUCAAGUUCCUGGUGAUCGGCAGUGCCGGGACGGGGAAAUCCUGCCUCCUCCAUCAGUUCAUCGAGAACAAAUUUAAACAGGAUUCCAACCACACCAUCGGCGUGGAGUUUGGUUCCAGAGUGGUUAACGUCGGCGGGAAGACGGUCAAACUGCAGAUCUGGGACACUGCUGGACAGGAGCGAUUUCGUUCUGUGACACGCAGCUACUACAGAGGAGCAGCUGGAGCACUCCUGGUGUACGACAUCACCAGUCGUGAAACUUACAACGCGCUGACUAACUGGCUGACAGAUGCACGGACACUAGCAAGCCCCAACAUCGUUAUCAUCCUGUGUGGAAACAAGAAAGACUUGGACGCAGAGAGAGAAGUGACCUUUCUGGAAGCCUCGCGGUUCGCCCAGGAGAACGAACUAAUGUUUCUGGAGACGAGCGCUCUCACGGGUGAAAACGUCGAGGAGGGAUUCCUGAAAUGUGCUCGCACGAUCCUCAGCAAGAUAGAUUCAGGAGAGUUGGACCCAGAGAGGAUGGGCUCUGGAAUCCAAUAUGGAGACGCUUCUCUGAGGCAGCUGCGUCAGCCGAGAGACACGACGACGCAAAACAAGCAGCAGUGUAACUGCUAGGGACCGGACUCCGUCCUUACUUGAACCCACAGGCCCACACGGACAGAAUGCCCCCUACAGCUCAUCUCCAGGUGUCUUUGGGUGUGUGUGUGACCGCAGACUCGCGGGGGGCCCCUGACCUCUAACCUCUGGUAAGCCUCUUUACCUGAGUGGUUCAGGUUUGAGCCUGCAUCUGGACAGCUUUAACCCCCUCUCAGUGUGAAGACGGUUGGACCACAAAGAAGAGAAUCCCUCCUUAGUUACCAGAAAAGGACAAGUCAAGUGUUGUUUGUUUGAGCUUCUCUGCUGUUAUCUUACCUCUUAGCUUUUCCAUGCUGGUUUUAAGCAACCCUAAGAUGUUUUCUGCGUUUGCACAUCAUUGACUAGAAAUGAUGAUUGUAAAGCAUUUCCAUCACUCCGCCUUGUGAUUAGUUAAUUGAAACAGUUCGUAACCGAUAGUGAUUCUGCAAUAAACAGUCUAAAUGUGUACUCUUAAGAGGUCAUCUUCCACAUAGUUUGGCUUAAAAAUGUGUUCAGGUUUCUACCAGACAUCCUUAGAAAGAUAUCUAGUAAUCAUCUAAUCUUCUCAUUUGAUCAGAAAGUUGAAGAUGCUCAUUAGUGGAUUCAGGUGGACCUCAGUCAGACCCACAGUGUAAUAUCAUGGAGUGUUACAAUGGAAAAGGCUUGGUUUUUGUAUUACAAAUGCACUGUUAUAAUGUAGAGCCGUGGCUUUUACAUUAUACUAGAUACCACAGUUCGGUCAGAACUUUACAUCCUUUCAUUGACCUCUCAUAUUAAUUUGUGGCUUUUAACCAUUUUUAUUUUCCAGGCUAAUCACAGUACUGUGAUUCAAAUAGUGAUUAUAAACCAUACAACUACAAUAAGUUUUACAAACAAGAAUAUUUGAGCUUUUAUGUUACCGAGUACUAAUAUUUGCCUAGAUUUCUCCUCGCAAGCUGUAGAGAAACUAAACAGGUUUUGUAGCCAUAAAGACGCUAAUACAGAGUGGAUAUUUAACUUCUCUUUAGAAGUGGUAGAGUUCAUUUAUAUUGGUUGGUUUCUUGAGGCAGAUUCAGCUUUCCAGAUACUAGGGUUGAAUUCCAGAACCUUAAUGUCAUCCUCUUUGUGCAAUGCACCAGUAUAAAUGGCAGCAAAACAGGCCACAGCAUAAUGCUGCCACCACCAUGCUCGACAAUUGGUAGAGUGUUCUUAGGUGUUUUAGCUUCGCCUCGGCCUCUAAACAUAUUUCUCAUUGAUGUGGUCAAACACCAUGAAGCAUUUCUCCUGAAGACAUCUGGCUUGUCCUUGUGACCGUGUCCAAAUUUUGGUCAAGCUUAAAGGAAAUGAUAUUGGUGUCCCAGCAUUUUUGAGAUCAUAAUAGCGUUAAGCGUUUUAAGGUUCUGAGUUGCUCUUAAACACCAUAACUACAUUCCUUUCAUUGGAGCUGGCAGUUUGGGUCAGACUGUUGAAAUCUGGGCACAGCUGUGUGUUCCAACAGAACAGUGAUCCCAAACACUUAUCUAAAGUGGUUUUGCAAUGGAUAAAACAUGCAAACAUUAAGGUUUGUUGGGUCUGUCCCAAAAGAUCGACCAAUUUAAACUAGCUCUGCCAAAAUGAGAGGUCCGAUAUCCAGUCAGAACCAUUCCAGAAGCUUAUGUCUAAGAUGUGUGGUUUCUCUGCAGCUUUAUAAAGGACAUCUAUCCAAAUAUUAGUAAGGGUGUAUGUAUAUAUUUGAACCUGUACAGAUUAGAGAAAACGUGAGCACCGGAUUUUUUUUAUUUUUUAUUUUUAUUGAAAUAAUUCAAGUUGUAUGUUCUAUAAUGAUUUCAUCCUACAAGAAACAGUUUAAAUAAACCCUUUGGAGCCCAAAAUGAAUAACAUUCAUGGUAUCGGUGGCUGUAUUUAAAUUUCUCACCAGAACUGGGUUUUACUCCAACUUUUCAGUUCCUCUCUAAGUCAAAACACAGCAAAGAGGAAAUGUCCGAGGGUUCCACAGCAUCUGAAGAUGGAUCGAUAUUGGGAUAGUGUUAAGACCUCUGUGACGUCUAGUCCUGAUUUACCGAACGAUUAGGAGUCAUUAACCUUUCUAAUAACUCCAGUAUUGUUCCCCUUCCCUCUGGGCUUUUUCUUCAGGAGCUCCCUUUGAUCCAUGGUGCUCUACAUGCUAAUGCCGGUUCAGGAAUAUGAAGGCAAACACGGCUUUCUGUUUUGGAGGCUUUCAUGAUGCUCACUCUGGUUCUUCAAGAAGCUUUGCCAUCGUUUAUACAUGUGUGGUUGGGAGUGUGCAGUUCUGAUUCAGGGUUCUGUUUGCAGCCGUACAAGUAAUGACUUACGGUCAUACACAACGAGGAAGUAUUAGGAUCACUUCCAGGAAAAUAUGGCAGAAUUUAUAUAUGUUGCAUUGCCAUUUGAGAAUGGAGUUGAAUUACCACUACCACUAAAAAAAAGUUCAACUGUUGAAAAAAUUCAAAGAGUUGAAAUGUUAAAAGGAAGUUUUUUUUUUUCAAGAAAAAAAGCUGAAAUGAGAAAAAUGUUGAGACUAAUCAUUGCCCCAAACGAAGACCUGCAAUAGCUGUGAAAACGAGCUGCUUUAAUACAAUGCAGCAGUUCCAGCAUUUGAAUCUUUUCUUUUAGGUAUUCUUUCCACUUUAUACUCGACGUAUUUCAUCAUGAAACAGCAUUUUGACACAUUCUCACUAUUUCAACUUUAAGAUGGGGGGGGGAAAAAAGCUCAGUUGUACCUAAACAUCCUCUGCUCUGUUGCAGUUUGUUUUAGUGAGCCAGCUCAGGUUAUUAAUUCCUUUGGGGAAAACAGAAUAGAUUUUCCACUGUAAGUCGGUUUCCUCUCCUUGGAUCACUGAGCCAGAGAUUAUGGUGAUUCUAGAGGGAAUCAGGUUCCACCUUAGAACCAUUCCAAACCCCCAGAAGCUGGUUGUGUCUUCAUCGCUCACCCAACGGUAGAUCAAAACAUUUCGCCAGCUAACGUAUGUCUGUAUCCUCAAUUGUUCGGUUUUGUCCCUCCAGCCUAAUAGUAGAUAUUUGAACCCGAGCGAGUCAGCGCACUAAAGGGAUUUGGGCUUUCUGCUGCAAACAUGAAGGAUGUCAUGGUGAAAAUGGGUUGCUUUAAAUUGUGUGUCUGUCUUCUCUGAAAGUGCACUUUUACUUUUACAAUUUACUUUUAAUAUGCUGUAACUAUACAAAUGUACAUGUUAGUUUACUUGAAAAAUAUUCUGUCAUAAAGAUUUUAAUGUAGAUCCUAUUUGCUCUUAUUAAAUAACAACUGGUCUCCUCUUGCUGGCUUUGUGAGAAAGCAGCUGAUUCCUCCUGUUUCCACACAUUUAUUACUUCAGAUGUUUCAACACUGCUGAGUCAGAGUUGAACUGCAUCAAUCUGUAUGUUCAGGUCAUAUAGCGCUCAUCAGAACAACCAUACACGCAUCAUCUCUUCAUUCGGAGAACACAAUCCUGACUCAGCUGUUUUUGUAAAUGAUGUGACAUAAUCAGCCCAAAUAUUACUGUACAUUUUAAGUAUAACCUGUGCUGUAAAUAAGAUUUGUCUAUUGUGUUAUUGAGGUUGAGUAUUGCUCUUUGUUUUAAGUAUGCAAUUCCCAGUAAACUGCUUGUUUUUCA